AUAGCGUUUCGACUUCCACCUCUAGCGUGCUUCGUUUUCACCCACGUUUUGUUAUAAUUUAAUAAGUAUUACGGUCCGAGACCUAUUUUUUACGGCGCGCCCAGCAAAAGCAGGACCCCGAAGCCUAAUUUUAACCAAGGGAGCAGGCUAAUAACCGUUUCUCUGCAAAACUGUCGCAGUGCUGCGAGUUUGCGGACGUGUGUGUGUGGGUGAGCAUUGGAAUUCGCCAGUGUGAGUGCGAGUGUGUGAGACGGACCAAAAAAGCCGACAUCAGCGCCCAUUUUUUGUUGUUGAUUCAUUAAUACGACGCACACACUCUUGCACACACACACGUAAACACGGGCGUGAUGCGCCAGUGUUGGUGAGUUGGAGCAGCGCCCCGUCUCGCUCCUACACACUCCGCCAGUUCCAGCGGCGGCAGCAGCAGCAGAAGAAACAGUUGGCGCAGAAAGAGCUCAGGGAGCGGCGGCAGAAGAAGCAGCGCCAACGUCAUAAAAAUUUGUCAUCGCUUUUGGCGAAAAUAAAGUCAAACAACAAUUAUGAUCCUGCUGGAAAUCAAUAAUCGGAUUAUCGAGGAGACGCUCCUGGUCAAAUACCGCAAUGCCCAGGCCGGACUGAAGCCAGAGUCGAUUGACAUACGAAUAGCAGACUUUGAUGGUGUGCUCUAUCACCUUUCCAAUGUGAAUGGCGAUAAGACAAAAGUGCGGAUCAGCAUAUCGCUUAAGUUCUAUAAGCAAUUGCAAGAGCAUGGAGCCGACGAGUUGCUGAAGCGUGAAUAUGGCAGUCUACUCACAGACACGGAAGAAGGCUACAAUGUUUCUGUACUUAUCAACCUGGAGGAGAUUCCAGAGGACUGGGAGCAAAUCGCCAAGAGGAUUGGCCUGCUGAAGCGCAACUGCUUUGCCUCGGUCUUUGAGAAGUAUUUCGACUUUCAGGAGCAGGGUGAAGAGGGCCAGAAGCGGGCCGUAAUUAACUAUCGCAACGAUGAGACUUUAUAUGUGGAGUCCAAGCCCGAUCGUGUCACCGUUGUGUUUAGCACCAUUUUCCGCGAUGAGGACGAUGUGAUUAUCGGCAAAGUAUUCAUGCAGGAAUUGAGGGAAGGGCGACGUGCCUCUCACACAGCGCCACAAGUGCUCUUCUCGCACCGCGAACCGCCGCUGGAAUUGGCCAAUUCGGAUGCCAGAGUUGGUGACAAUAUUGGCUAUGUUACAUUUGUGCUUUUUCCUCGUCACACCAACAAAGAAACAAGGGACAAUACCAUCAACCUAAUACACAUGUUUCGAGAUUAUUUGCACUACCACAUUAAGUGUUCAAAGGCUUACAUUCAUUCUCGGAUGCGUGCAAAAACCUCGGAUUUCCUCAAGGUGCUAAACCGUGCCAGGCCCGAGCCUAAAAACACGGAAAAGAAAACUAUAACGGGGAGAACAUUCAAGCGCAUCGAAUGAUGCGUGCAGUAUAUUUAGUUGUUUUUAUAUAUAAAAUAUAAAAAAAGAAAUAAAAAUUGUGUAUUAAAAUGCGUGUAAACCGAAACGUAAAGUUUGGCAAACCAACUAGAACUAAACUAAAACUAAAUCAGAUAACAAGUGAAAGAAAGUAUUCCAAAACAACCGAACGUUUAAGGCUAAAAAUGUAAGCUCAGCAGCAACAUAAAAUGAACAAAGAAUUAAUAGUUAUGCGUUUAGUAAUUGAAUUGUGUGCAUGUUUUGUUACAGUCACUAGCCAGAGUCAUUAGCGUCACAGCAGAACAAUAUUAUUUUUUAAUCGAUAAAAUGAAACCCUAAACUUAAGUGCAACAUGAGAAUUAAAACUAAUAAAUCGACUAAAUGGGCUGCUACCAA
Molecule: messenger RNA, 1838 nt
Organism: Drosophila serrata
Lineage: Eukaryota; Metazoa; Arthropoda; Insecta; Diptera; Drosophilidae
Gene: Arpc2
Product: Actin-related protein 2/3 complex, subunit 2
Biological process (GO): actin filament polymerization; Arp2/3 complex-mediated actin nucleation
Cellular component (GO): actin cytoskeleton; Arp2/3 protein complex
Molecular function (GO): structural constituent of cytoskeleton; actin filament binding
Source: RefSeq, a predicted model, not a curated record